This is a messenger RNA of Vicia faba (fava bean), 894 nucleotides long. The record is from the annotation of a GenBank genome assembly. NCBI's taxonomy places the organism in Eukaryota, Viridiplantae, Streptophyta, Magnoliopsida, Fabales, Fabaceae.
AUGGCUCCUUUUACAAUUUCCACAUUGCCCUCAUUAAACAUCUGCCAUUUCCGAAAGCCUGGUAAUCGUAUUCUUCCUAUUCGCUGCUCCACGGCUGCUUCUCCUUCCUCGGUUUCUAUCCGAUCAAAAGCUGCUGACUUUGAUUUGAAGACAUAUUGGACUUCCUUAAUGGUGCAGAUCAAUCAGAAGCUCGAUGAAGCUAUUCCAGUUAAAUUUCCUCAGCAGAUAUAUGAAGCUAUGAGGUAUUCUUCCCUUGCCAAAGGUGCCAAGCGAGCCCCACCUGUUAUGUGCAUCUCUGCUUGUGAACUCUUUGGGGGCAGCCGCCUUGCUGCCUUCCCCACUGCCUGUGCUCUUGAGAUGGUUCAUGCUGCUUCGUUGAUACACGAUGAUCUUCCCUGUAUGGAUGACUCUUCAUCACGCCGUGGCCACCCCUCAAACCACACUAUCUAUGGUGUUGACAUGGCAAUUCUUGCGGGGCAGUUCUUGGACCUUGAAGGGGGUCCAAAUGCAGUUGGAUUUAUACAAGAUAAAAAGUUUGGUGAAAUGGGGGAGUGUUCUGCAGUGUGUGGAGGAUUGUUGGCCGGUGCCAAAGAUGAUGAGAUAGAGAGACUGAGGAGGUACGGUAGAGCUGUUGGAGUAUUGUAUGCAGUUGUGGAUGAUAUUUUGGAAGAGAGGUUGAAACCUGAGGGAGAUAAAGACAGGAAAAACAGAGGGAAGAGUUAUGUAGGCGUUUAUGGGGUUGAAAAAGCAGCAGAGAUAGCUGAAGAACUUAGAGCAAAGGCUAUGGAGGAAUUGGAUGGAUUUGAGAAGUAUGGAGAUCAAGUGUUGCCUCUAUACAGUUUUGUGAAUUAUGCUAUUGAUAGAAGUUUCAAUGUUGAUGACGCCAGUGGAUGA